AACCAAUGUUCUCUCUUUGUAUGGUCUCCUCCUUAUCUAUUCUUCUUCAGUCACUGAUAUCAGUUCAUUAAUCACAAUUCUCCAUUUCCAAAACCCUAAAUUUCCGCCAUGGAAGCUUCUUGUUCCUUACAAGUAUACUACCAAGUCUCUUCACUUUCUCCAAUUCCAUCUUCAUCACGCUUUCUUACUUCCCUUUCUCGAAUUUCGAUUAACUCUCCAAAAUUCAAUUUGACUUCUUCAUUCAAGAAUCGAUGUUCAGUUUCGCGCAGUCCUGACAUUUUGGUUGCUGAAUCUUCUGAAGAAAAUGGGAGUGUUUCGGAGGAGAGAGAAAUUGAUUUGAAAUCUUGGAUGCAUGCUAAUGGUUUACCUCCUUGUAAAGUUAUUCUUAAAGAAAGGCCUUCGCAUAAUUUUAGUCAUAAGCCUAUUCAUUAUGUUGCCGCUAGUGAGGAUCUUCAGGCUGGUGAUGUUGCAUUUUCGGUUCCUAAUUCAUUGGUUGUCACACUCGAGAAGGUUUUGGGUAACGAGACUGUAGCGGAGCUUUUGGCAUCGAACAAAUUAUCAGAGUUGGCUUGUUUGGCUUUAUAUUUGAUGUAUGAAAAAAAGCAGGGAAAAAAAUCUUUUUGGUAUCCAUAUAUCAAAGAGCUUGAUCGGCAAAGAGGUAGGGGACAACUUGCCGUGGAGUCUCCUCUUUUGUGGUCAGAGAAUGAACUCUCCUAUCUUGCUGGAAGCCCUGUUCUGGCUGAUAUUGAGCAAAGGGCUGAAGGAAUCAGAAAAGAGUAUGGUGAGCUCGACACAGUGUGGUUUAUGGCUGGAUCCCUUUUUCAGCAAUAUCCAUAUGAUAUUCCCACUGAAGCAUUUCCUUUUGAGAUCUUCAAGCAAGCUUUUGUUGCUGUUCAGUCCUGUGUGGUGCAUUUACAGGGAGUGAGCUUAGCGCGCAGAUUUGCUUUGGUACCCUUAGGUCCCCCGUUGCUAGCUUAUAAGAGUACUUGCAAGGCAAUGUUAACUGCUGUAGAUGAUGCUGUGCAAUUUGUGGUUGAUCGGCCAUACAAGGCUGGAGAACCAAUUGUGGUCUGGUGUGGGCCACAACCAAAUUCAAAGCUACUCAUAAAUUAUGGUUUUGUCGACGAGGAUAAUCCUUAUGACCGUAUUGUAGUUGAGGCUGCUCUCAACACAGAUGAUCCACAGUAUCAGGAGAAGAGGAUGGUUGCCCAACGUAAUGGAAAACUGUCUCAGCAAACUUUUCAAGUGCGUGUGGGAAAAGAAAAAGAAGCAGUGGCGGAAAUGCUUCCGUAUUUGCGACUUGGUUAUGUUUCAGAUCCUGCUGAUAUGCACUCCGUUAUUACUUCACAAGGUCCUGUCUGUCCUGUGAGUUCGUGCACCGAAAGAGCUGUUUUGGAUCAGCUUUUGGAUUAUUUCAAGGAAAGACUUUCCUAUUACCCUACUACAUUAGUCGAGGACAAUUAUUUGUUGGCAGAUCAAGAUCUGAGUCCCAGAAAACGAGUUGCUACUCAGCUUGUUAGGAUGGAAAAGAAAAUACUGCAAACAUGCUUGCAAGCGACUGUGGACCUAAUAGACCAGUUGCCUGAUCACAUUGUCUCUCCAUGCCCCGCUCCAUAUGCCCCUUCUUUAAAGUGAAAGGAUCAUGCGCCAUCUAGAAGAUUUCUUUGGUGGGUAUGAGAGACAGAGUUUCCUUGUACAUGGUGGUGUCGAUCAAUGGAAACAAAUGUCAGGUGCAGGUGGAUCGAAGAUCAAGUAUCGUAGGUAUUACAUAAAGAUCGAGAGUAAAUAUGCAUCCAAGUGAAGUGGAUGUUGUGAAGUCUCAAGAAAUCUCUUCCAAGUUAGGGUUUGCUUCAUUUCUGUUUUUCAGCACAUAUCAUGUAGCAUACUGCUGAUAUUGAGGACAUAAUGAUUUAUGGGUAUUUCUUUCCUUGUUUCCUGGUGUUCAUAGAUUUCACAGGGUCCCUUUAGAAAGAGGGUAUUUUCAGUUUGUCAAAUUAAAAAUAAAUGUAUUUUUGACUUUUUUGUUGUUUAAUUUGUCUUUAAAGUUGGUUGAAAUUAAACUUUUUGUAGGUACAAAAAGAAAGUUGCGAAUAUUUAAUAUUCAAAAUAUGAGUUGGUUCAA
This is a messenger RNA of Amaranthus tricolor (Joseph's coat), 2122 nucleotides long. Its product is annotated as ribulose-1,5 bisphosphate carboxylase/oxygenase large subunit N-methyltransferase, chloroplastic. Gene Ontology annotation, biological process: peptidyl-lysine monomethylation. Lineage: Eukaryota; Viridiplantae; Streptophyta; Magnoliopsida; Caryophyllales; Amaranthaceae. The record is from RefSeq and is a predicted model, not a curated record. Bases 109 to 1635 code for a protein of 508 amino acids. The transcript is spliced from 13 exons. Gene Ontology annotation, molecular function: protein-lysine N-methyltransferase activity. Gene Ontology annotation, cellular component: chloroplast stroma.